CGCCGUCGCCGCCGCCGCCGUCGCGACGGACAGAAAGAGGGGAAGGCUCGGUUGUCUUGGGUGCCACCUCGAAGCCGGCACGACUCAGUCAGUCGCGCCUCGGGGGUAAGUUCGAUUCGGUGGAUCUCAUCGGUCGUCGGUGAUGCCAAGAUGCGUUCCCCUCGCGGCGGUGGUGGCGGCGGCAGCGGUGGUGGUGGCGGCGCGGACGCGUCGUGAUUACGCGCUCUCGGCACGUGGCCGGUGGUGGUAGCGUACGCGGUGGGCUUUCGCUCGUGAGAGAGAUCUUCGGCAUCUCAUUGAAGGGAAGAGAGUCGGACGGAGCAUGACCCUAAGAAGGCACGAGGUUUCCGAACGAUAUCGCAUCCGGUAGCGGUCGGUCUACCACACUUUUCCGUCUCGAUAGCGUCCCAGUAGACUGAGGGAGAGAGAGAGAGAGAGAGAGAGAGAGAGAGAGAGAGAGAGAGAGAGGGGAAGAGAACGACGCUACUUGACGUUGAUUUUAUGACGCUCAUCGUCGCGACGUUACAGAGAUUGGACGAUUGAAGCGUUCCUCCUCUACGUUUCACGGGGGUUGGAUACGAGAAAACCACUACGCGGGAAGUGUGUUUUACCUGUAUCUGCUUGUUCGACGAGAGUCGAGGAGGUAUCGGACGGCUGACGGACCGACCGACGCCGAGCGUCGCCGCCGACACGGCGUCGUCCACGUAGCGAGUGCGCCUCCGUUUCGCGAUUUCGAUCCUGAAAGCGGAGAAAUUCGGUGCUCACGAACGAUCAGGUGACCGUUGAUCUUGAGACAUCGGAAUCACGAGUGCCGCCGUUAGGAAUGUGCAAAGAUCAUUCAAGAAACGAUCUAGAUACGUGUUUUCAAUUGUAGUGUGUGGCAUCUACCUCUGUCAUAAGAACUUUCAUACAGAAAUCCGAUACAGAAUUUUGGGAGGACCCGAGCAAAAUUCCGCGUCUCGAUUAAUCAUUUAGCGUUGUGCCAUCAGUGAAUAGCAGUGAGUGAUCUCGGGCGCCGAGUGGCGCGAUGCGGCGUCGUGUCGCUCGUCGACACGUCGUCGUCGCUGGUAGCCAGCAGGAGGCCGUCACGACGACGAGCGACGGCGGCGUCGUCGGCAAGGCCGCUGAAGAAUGGACGGCGACGGACGCGAUAAGAAGAAGAGUUACGGUUACAGCUGUCAGUGUGCUCGUCGGCGCGGCACGCGACGCCGACGUCGGCGUCGUCGUCGAUCGCCGCCGCCGUAUACUCGUCGGACAGAUCGUCGGGCGAGUCGCGCGGUGAUUCGCGUGUGAAGUUUUGAGCUUGCGGCCGCCGGCUUGUUGGAUGGAAGACGACGACGACGAAGGCGGCGACGACGAAAGCGCGACGCGAGAUGCCUGGUAUCGUGGUGUUCCGACGGCGCUGGAGCGUCGGCAGCGACGACCUCGUCGUGCCCGGCGUUUUCCUCUUCAUCCUCCAUCUCAUAUGGUUGACAGUGCUAGGCGUUCUACUGGGAAUUCUCGAGUGGGAUCGUAGCCAUACCUGCAUUCUUCUCCUGUGGGAAUACGUGAUCGGAUAUGAAGGUCUUUUCGUGGCCUGCAUAGCGGUAGAAUUCUCUAUCUGCCUCCUGGCGACGAGGGGCAGCAUCCUGGACACAACGGCGAGAGCGCCGAUGCAGUACUUUCUUUACAUUCGACUGUUCUUGGUAUUGGUGGAGACCGGAUGGCUGUGCGCAGGUGUUACUUGGCUAGUACGUUAUUAUCAAACCUGUCCAGUGGACCAAGCGAAAGAUGUUAUGCUAGGUUUGGUGAUAUCGAACUGGUGUCUGCUGGCGUUAAUGAUGGUGACCAUUUGGUGCACGUAUGACGCUGCUGGCAGAUCCUGGGUGAAGAUGAAGAAGUAUCAGCGUAGCAUGAAGGAGGCAGAAUCGAGAGGAGCAAGAUUGCAUUACAAGCGCAGCGGCAACAGAAGUCGAAAUUGGCGGCAACGAAAAGUAAUACGUGCCUAUCAGGACAGCUGGGACAAUAGGUGCAGAUUGUUGUUCUGCUGCAUGGGUAAUUCCGAUCGCAAUCGGAACUCGUUCGCCGACAUUGCUCGGUUGUUGAGCGACUUCUUCCGCGACCUGGACGUGGUGCCAUCGGACGUUGUAGCUGGUCUGGUGCUGCUCAGGAAAUUCCAAAAGAUCGAGCGCGAGUUAAUAGUUAAGCAGCGCAAGAACGAUACAUAUGAGUUCCUGUCGGGAGUGCCGGUCACUCCACGCACAAAGUUUCUGUCCCUAACGGAGGACGGCGAUCUCGGCCACUUUCAGUUGGCUAUCCACUAUAUGCACUUUGCCCUCGCCGCUUAUGGCUGGCCCAUGUUUCUCGUCGAUCCCUCCACUCAACUCUGCCAACUAUGCACCAGAUUGCAAUGUUGCUGCUGCUUUCCUUGCGGCACUCGUCACGAAGACACGGCGACGAUCGUCGAGGACAAUUGCUGCCGGUGCAAUUACGCCGCCCUGAGCAGAAUGCUCGACUUGGGAGAAAUUGAAGUCGUUUAUGCGACCUUCCAUGUCGACGUUGGCGAAACUCCGUUCUUCGUCGCGCUCGAUUAUACAAAGAGAAAGAUUGUGAUCAGUAUACGAGGGACCUUAAGCAUGAAGGAUGUACUGACAGACCUGAAUGCCGAGGGCGAGGUGUUGCCUUUGUCGCCGCCGAGGGAGGACUGGUUCGGGCACAAGGGGAUGGUGCAGGCCGCCGAAUAUAUACGCAAGAAACUGCAGGAGGAGGACAUGAUCGCGCGUGCUCGUGCAAAGAAUCCCUCUAGGGGCACACACCAAUUUGGAUUGACGUUGGUGGGGCAUUCGUUGGGUGCUGGCACGGCGGCGAUUCUCGCGAUUCUAUUGAAACAGGAUUAUCCAGACCUGAUGUGCUUUUCGUACGGACCACCCGGCGGAUUAUUGAGUAUGCCUGCCCAACAGUACACGCAGGAGUUUAUCACCUCCGUGGUGGUGGGCAAGGAUGUAGUACCGAGAAUUGGGCUUCGACAGAUGGAAAGUCUGAGGGCGGACCUCAUCAACGCUAUAAAGAGAAGCGUCGAUCCUAAGUGGAAGACAAUAGCGUGCUCGGUGAUGUGCUGUGGCUGCGGCUCGACACCCACGUCGGCGGCCAACCUGGAGGCCGGCGGUUGCAUCAGUGAAUACCAGCGCGACAAGGACCGGGCGCGCGCCCAGACUAUCGUACCCAGCGAUUCCAGCAUCGCCCUAACUCUGCACAGGCCCCUGUAUCCGCCGGGACGGAUCAUACACGUGGUGCGACAUCAUCCGAACAAGAGCGAGCAGAAGUAUGAGACGCGUUGGAGACAAGUGUUGAACAAGCGUGAGCCGGUGUACCAGGCGUUGUGGGCCGGUCCAUGCGAUUUCGACGAGGUACUGAUCAGCCCAGUGAUGAUACAGGACCAUAUGCCGGACAACAUGCUGCGCGCGUUGAACAAGGUUGUGACGACCCUCGGGCCGGCGAAGCCGCAGCGACUAGUGCCCGGACACGCAUCCUCGACGGAGGCGUCAUCGGAGGCGCGCGAGCAUCAUAUGAUCGAGGUCCAGGAGCUGGAACUGCAGGAGCAGGAGAUGCGAGCCCUACUGUCGCCGUCCAGCCCGGUCAGAUGUCACCUGGGCAACUUGGCCGGCACUCCGCCGCAUCGGCUCUGCCUGGAGACGAGCUUCACGUCGCUACAGAGCCCAACGGACAUACCGCACGCCGGUCGUGAACUCAGCGUGGACUCCCGGGGUAUCCCGUGGGAAUACGUCAGCCUCGCCAGCGAGCUGCUCCAUACGCCUAGGCCGGAGGACGGCAAACCUAGACCAAAUCGCUGGGACGAUCCGACGCGUACGGCGCCCUUGGCCACACCGGAAACGCUGUCGGAGGCGUCGACGAGCAGUCCGCCGUCGCCGGUGGUGCCGGCACCCAGGCCGAUGCGACGCACCCCGAAGAUCCCGGGAAACUUGUCGACGGCGGCGGACGACCUGAAGAAUAAUCUGCACUACGCGAUGCUCUCGGCGAAGAACUACUGGAGGACGGGGGAGCACGCCGGAGGCAGCAACAACGGCAGUAGCAGCGGCAACAGCGAGGCGAGUUACGAGAGCGCCAGGAGCCUCGCCGCCGCCGGUCUUCCGCCGCCGGUCCCGAGACGACGGGACUCCGUUAUCGUCAGGAGAGAACAACGGACGUGCACGGCAGCGUGUUGCAGGGACGAUUUGUCCUCGGAGAACUCGUCAAGCCACACGUCCUCGCACUCCUCGAGAGUUUCCCAUACCUCACAUCGCGUCCAGGUGGAGUUUAACGAGGAAGAGCACGACACCAACGGUUCCAGCUUGGAUUUCUACGAGGCGAAGGGUUCCUCUGGCCAGCGAGACAGCAGCAACGACGUCUUUCUCAGCGUGCGCAGUUCACCGGAGUGCAAAGGGCUGAUGGCACCGGCGACGGAUCUAUGCGCUGAAUGGAAGAAAGGAAUCGAUGCCACGGGUGUGGGUGGCGACGCCUCGUUACCGCUUCUCCGAGGUCUGUCACCCACGCCGACUCCCGGCCAGCACAACUCACCAUUUUUCAACGCUAAGCGAAAAAAAUACGUGUAUCCCAUUACGCUGGUGGGACGAGGCGAGAGCAGCGUCUAGUCAUAUAGGAUCUAGAUGAAUAUCGAUGAAAGAGACACGGUUAACGAUUACGAAAGCAUUCUUUACUCGUUGUCAAUAAAAAGAAACGUCAUAGUGAAGGAAAAGAAAAUAAUAUCGCUCUCUACGAGACUCGCAUAUGAGUUGAUCUUUUUUAACUUCGGGUGAAAAAAAUUAUGAAGGAACUUUAGUUCAGCGAAUUGAAAUAAAACCAAUCGAGGACCACGAAGCAUGGUAAUAGUAGUAUUCGGAAAUAGACGUUUGGAUACAUGUGCCAAAUUUUCCCUCUUCAACUUCCUCCUUAAUCUACAAAUUUCUCAGGUAAUGAAUUCAAACGGCAGUGCAAGAGACAUGCGUGAAGAAAUUGAGGUGUUUUUAAAACGUUCUUACGUCUUUUGCGCGCGUUUGAAUUGUUUUUCUUCGAUUCAUAGAUUCAGACAAACUUUCUUGGAUCGUCUUAUCUUGAUACGAACAUUCCGACUAAUAAUGAAAUAUUACAGUCUUGUAAUCUUACUGUAAUAAUCGUUAUUACUAACGAUAACUUUAAAGCAAGAUAACUUAAAAAUAUCAAUAGCAGGAGGAUACCUGUACAUGUUCCUAAAGAACAAUGUCGAACAAUAACACCGAGUGGUUAUUUUAAUAAUUGAUUAAUGACAGACUUAAUUACGCAAUAAUCUACCCUUUGCGAGAGAUUUUCAGUUCCAUAUCAGAAAAUCUAUUCCCACUCAUUUAGUAACAGAAGGAGAAACUUAUUUCUGCAACUAUAAAUCUCCUAGUCAAAAUUGAAGUGUGUCCUGCAGCACGUCGCGAUAACGGCCUAUUUUGUAAUGAUAUUGUUUUUUAGGAUUAGUAAAGGCCACUGAUUUUUAUAUAUUUCUAUUCUAAAUGUGAGUUUGUCAAAUGAAAAUCGAAUCUCGCACAGGUUCUGUUCGAUGUUUUGAUAUAAUUUGUAAUGUUUUUAAUUGAUUUGACACCGUAAUAAUUAUCGAUACUACUUUUUUAUUAUUCCUGAUCAAGUUGCACGAGUUUGAUGACGACACUUUAUGCGAAUGAAUUAAGAAAUAUUUCGCGAAACGUUAUUGCGAUUAUAUAGUCCAAAGAAAACGUGACCGUCAAAUAUGUGACCUUUGAAGAUACUUAAGAAUUGGAGUUUUGAUGUCACUGUACUUAUAUAAAGAAAUAGCACCAGGUGGCAUUUAAAUUCUAGUCAAUACAAAAUACGUUUAGAAAAUGUAAUAUUUAUUGUAAUAUUUAUAUAGUAUCUUUAGGGAGUAUUCGCAGAAUAUACAAUUAAUUUUAACAUAAUAGAAUUAUUUAUAAGAAGGGAACGGCGAGAAAGAAAGAGUAUAGUCUGUAUAUAGUGUAUAUGCAACUGAUUAUCCGCAUAUUGAGUGACCAUAGAGCGACUCCGAAGAUUAUCAAUGUAACGCGAACUCAAUAUUGCAUACUGAGUGAUAAUAAAUUAUUAUUACAGUGAA
Messenger RNA from Monomorium pharaonis (pharaoh ant), 6103 nucleotides. It is a transcript of the gene inaE, whose product is annotated as diacylglycerol lipase-alpha. The record is from RefSeq and is a predicted model, not a curated record. Gene Ontology annotation, biological process: lipid metabolic process. NCBI's taxonomy places the organism in Eukaryota, Metazoa, Arthropoda, Insecta, Hymenoptera, Formicidae. Gene Ontology annotation, cellular component: dendrite membrane; postsynaptic membrane.